AUGUCGACCUCUAACACUACCGCACUUUUGCGGAAUCUGAAUAAGAAACUUCGAGAGGUGAGGGCUCUGCGUAACAAGAUAGAAAACGGGGAGAUUAGAGAAGAGCUAUUAACUGGCCCCCAGAGGGCGAAGCUUGCUCGGGAAGAGGAUUUGCUGGAUGAAAUACAGAGAAUUCAGAACACGCAGAAGUCAGAGGACGCUAUUCCAGGAUCUGAUAAUUGUGCACUGGAUGGACCACAGAGCACGGGCCAAGAACAGGCGUGCGAGUCAGCGCCGAGUGAGGCCGAAAACAUAAAGACCACAGCGAUGGAAGAUGAGGCAGCGCCUGGUCAAAAACGUCGAGCAAAAAUUCGUAGUGUGAAGAAGAAGCUUCACGAUAUCUACAAACUGGUGGAGGCCUCGGAGAGCGGCAAGACACUCACAGAACAACAGCGACUGAAAAUAGCCAGGCGACCCGAGUUGGAGUCUCAGCUGGAAGGUCUCCACCAGGAAGCAAAGGUGGAGGCAACUAGCGCUGCACCUGAGGCCGGGGAUGUGCCGUCGAAAGCUACUGACCAGCCCGCUCGAACGCCCGGGACGACAGCUAGUGGGGUGAAUGAUGAUGAGGAGCCUGAUGAUGAUGAUGACGGUGGGGAGUGGAUACCUUCUGACCCCAAGCUUAGGAAAGCAAUGAAACGGAAAACAUCGUUUGAAAUCGGCCGCUCGACGCUGUCCGAGAAGAUUUGCCGCGUGAUCCGCCAGCCUCCAGAUGGUUCCUGCCUUUUCCAUGGGCUGGGGUAUUGGCUGAAUAAGCCUCAGCAUGUUAUACGACGCCAGCUGUCAGGCUUCCUCAGGCACAAUGCUUCAACUGUGAAACUCAAUGGCCUUACCCUCGAAGACUGGAUCAAAGCCGAGUCUAAUUCACGGACGCUCGACCACUAUUGCAACAACCUCCUUCGGGACAACACGUGGGGUGGGGAGAUUGAGCUGGUGGCUACGUCCAUGAUCUACAACUGCGAUGUCUACGUAUGGCAACAUGAAGAUGCUCCCAAGAGCCAGACUGGGAAAUAUGUAUUGUGCUACAAGUUUCACGCUCCACCGAUUGAAAAGGACGUUCCUCGGAGACGAAACAAUGAUGGGAGGGAUAUGGAGGAGCCCAUUACUUGUCAUAUGCUCUUCGACGGUCGAAAACAUUAUAAUGUUCUUGUCCUCGACGAGAAGUACUGCCCAAAAUAG
Perkinsus marinus ATCC 50983 is the source of this 1215-nucleotide messenger RNA. RefSeq lists its product as hypothetical. NCBI's taxonomy places the organism in Eukaryota, Perkinsozoa, Perkinsida, Perkinsidae. Gene Ontology annotation, cellular component: cytosol; nucleus. Gene Ontology annotation, molecular function: cysteine-type deubiquitinase activity. Gene Ontology annotation, biological process: endoplasmic reticulum unfolded protein response; protein deubiquitination. The record is from RefSeq and is a predicted model, not a curated record. Bases 1 to 1215 code for a protein of 404 amino acids. The transcript has 11 exons.